UGCCCGUUGGAUCACGGCACAGAGUGUAAUGUGCACGGUGCUAGAUCUGAUCAUUUUUACGAGAGAUUUAUUUUCAAUCAGGUGCGUUGGAACUGUUCCUCCUUCCGAUCUUUGACAGGAGUUUAGUGUCUGUGGACUAUAAUAUCGGAUCAGCCGUUUAACCAGGAAGCUGAGAGGAGAUCGGCCAUGGCAUAUCUAGAAACAGUUUAUUUAGAGAGGGAGCUGAUGUUUAAGAACAAUGCUGAGCCAACCACGGUUAAGUAUCAACUUGGAAACUGCCAACUCGGUGUCUACUCUGACCAUGUCAGGAUAGAUAUCAUGGAAGGCAACAAUGCUUAUUACCACUACAUCACAUCCGUCACAGUUGGCCAAUAUGAAAGCAUUUUGUGUGUCGAAAGUCAGAAUGGCAACACAUUCCUCAUGUUCGAAGACAGAGCCGAUCGCGAUGAAUGGUAUUCUACAAUAAAACAGCUUCAGCUUGGUAAGGUACCUAGCUUUCCUACCAAACGUGAAUCGCUACCGGCUCGUCUUAAUGAUGAUACCACGACCAGGCCAAUAGACAGGUCACAGGCAUCAGUAUCAUCACCAUCUACUCUUCAACAAAUCUUUAAAGAACAGCUCGAAAAGGAUAUAAAGCUGAAGAAACCAGAACGGAAGAAAGGAUCAGGAUCCUAUAUUAAUAUGGACUAUAACAGAGCCCUACAGAAUUCCAAGGAAUCAUAUAACAUGUUUAAUGCGUUACAUGGGCAGCAGAAUGCAGCAGUAGAGGAUGAUGUUUACGAGGAUGUGCCCGAGGAAGAUUAUCCUCCUGAUGGCCUCAUCGAAGAGGAUGUAUACGAAGACAUGGAGGGCGACUCAAACGCGAUAGAGGAAGGCAUUUAUGACGAUCUCGAGAAAGGAGAUGAUUUUUACGAGGACAAUGCUGUACCUGGACCGCCCGGAGCAUCGGGAUGGAGCUCCGAAGCGGGGCCCCCACCACCACCCUUACCGCCAAGACCAAUGCCACCACAGAUGGUUGCUGAGGAGGACGAUUUCUACGAAAUGCCAGAAUCUGAUGUUCCUCCACCGAUACCUGCUCGACCUCCGGCAGCCAGCAACACCAAUCACCUCGACCAAAAGAAAACAGGGAAGCAGUCAGGAAAGAUGUUUUCACGUCAAUCAAAGAAACAACCAAAACAAAAACAGAACGAAACCCCAACCAAGAUACCAAGCAUACCUACAGAUGGUGAUGGGAAUGUAUCGAAGGCCCAGUCAACUGUUGGUCAAAGUUUAGCAGAUGAACUUUCCAUGAAGUUAAGAGAUCGAGCAGCGACUCUACCAAACAUACCACAUUCACCAAACCAAAUCCCACAAAGCAGUAGCAAGAAGCCGGUAAAUUUGCCGAAUGAUUUUGAAAAGAUGCAGCUGAGAAGUCCAACAGACAGACACGGUAAUAACCCAAGGCCAAGCAGCAGUGAGAUCUCGGAUGAACUAGCAAGAAAGCUCGCAAAGAGGAGCAGUACCAUCUCGUCCGACUCUGCAGGUUCGGGUUUGAAUGGACAGACAUCGCGCGAACAAACGUGUAAUGCAAACGACAACCGCAGAGGAUCGGUGUCAUCUGUUGAACAGCACGUAGAACCUACAAGUCCUCCGUGGAAGCAGCAUCGGGAUCAAACCAGUCAACCUCCUAAGACUCUACCAAAAAAGAAGGCCAUCGUUCCCCCGCCGACUCUCUCAAGGCCCGAUAAACCUCAACCAAAGUUACCAGUUAAUGAUCAGGUGAAGACACUUAAAAGCCCGCCACCAACGCCAGCAAAGAAACCAGUUAAGCCACCAACAAGUGAUGAAAUAUAUGAGGAUAAUGUAGUUGUGUCACCGGUUGUACAGCCGAAGCCAAAACGGAAACCAAGCUUGCCAAGUCCGGUUGGUGGCGGUGGCGAGUUAGAUGUUCGGAUUCCUCUUCAUGCGAUACAGGGUCAGAUGGCCGGAUCGGUUAUUUUCAAAGAUGAGUCCGAUAAUGUGGUGAUUGAAAGAAGUAAUUUACCAGAUUACUUGCACGUUGGAGACCAAGUCUUAAAGAUUGGAGACAUUGAUGUUCGCAACUCCUCUGCCAUGUUUGUGACAGAAUGCUGGAAGAGGGUCAGCGAGAGCCAGGUCCGGGUGAGGAUUUUACGAUAGUGGUCCGGAAUAUAUAAGACCAGCCAUCAUGCAGCUCUUUACAGGCAGUACUGAAGAAGUAUAUCUUCAAUCAAACAAUCUUCUCUCUUCCUCCCCCGACCCCUCUUUCUCCCUCUCCCUCCCCUCUCUCCCUCUCUUCUCUCUCUCGUAUUCAUCGAUAUAAUAUAUCAUAAAAAGAAUCGAUAAAUGAUAUCUGUCUCUUUAUCUCUCUAUCUGGCUAUCUACCGUCUGCCUUUCCAAAUUAUCUAUCCUUCUAUCCAUCUAUCUUUUUUCUGUCUCCCCAUUUCUUCCUUCUUUCCUCUCUCUCUUCAUAUCUUGUCUCUAUGCACCGUUCGAGUAUUUAAUGAACGAAGUUGUAUUCAUUUUACUUGUAUAUUGUUUAAUUCAAAUGUGCAUUCUGUUAACUUCAAGUUUUUAAGCAGGCAUUAAGGUAUUUUGUUUAAAUGGUAAUAUAACCUUUCAAAUCUGUUAUACUGGAGUUCACCAUAUUCUUAUUUUUGGUUUUCUUUUAGGUAAAACAUUAUGAUACGCUCUCCAUCAAUAUAUUCUGUUCCUUUCUAGAAACUGUAAAUUUGUGAAUUUGACAACAAACGUAAUUUCUCAUUCAUCUUUGUAUCAUAUUUUUGUUGCUGGUGUACAGACACCAAAUUUAUGGCAAUGGGAUAAAGGGGUGUAUAAUAAUGCUUUAAUUUAUUGAGGAAACUCUUGCCAGUUUGCACUUGGAAAAGUAUUUGCCAUGAUGUAUGAAUUAUAAAAUCACUAAUGAUUUAUAUUCAGAUAUUAUCAGUGUAAUGUGAUAAAACUGGUUUUAUCAAAGCAGUUUUAUCUUAUUCUCUAGUUGCUUUAUGUCUAAAUGCUCUUAUCAAGGUACUUUGAAGUUCUUUGUACUUUUCUUUGGAGUCGGUAAAUUUAGGACCACACUUUUUAUUUAGCCAAACCUUGCCAUAGCCUAGUUUGCUACACUUCUUGUUAAGAUAAAUAAGUCGCAUACUAUAUUGGGCAUAAUAAUCGAAUUAAGUAAAUAUAGUUGGAAAGAAAAUUAUACAAAGGCCUAUGAUUUAGAUGUCCAAAAGUCUACUGUUUUCAAGUAAUCGCUAUAAUCAUAGCAGAUUGUUCUAUUUUUUUUAAUAAACAUACAAUUCUUAUGUACUGAAUUUACUGAACCCAGAAAUGUCUCUUUAUUGAUACAAUAUAUCGCUACACAAAUUUUUCGGAUGGUUUAUAUGAAAAUGUAUACACAGCUUUAUCACAAACAUUCUUAACCAUGUUGCGCCGUUUCUUGUUUUGUAUUAUGCCUAUAUUGGUCUAUCUAAUUAUGAUUUAAGAAAUUAUCCAAAGUAAAUUAAUGUUUUAUGAAAACUAUGAUAGAUUUAUACAAAUUGAAAUGAUGGAAAAAUGUUUUAUUGUAUACUCCUUCAUCAAUGGAGGUAUACGACGUAUGGUUUCUUUAUCAUUCUUCUAAUCAUCAUAGAAUCAACAUUGACGCGCUGUAUUAGUCUUUAUAUAUUAUUUAGGCCAUUUGUCGUUUCUCAGCUGAGAUGAUUUCAUAGAGUAAUAGAGUAUAUAUAGUUUAUGUAACUGUAUCAUAUCUGAUCCAUGAUAAAGUGACAAUAAUCUUGCUUUUACAGACUUUCUCCUGGAAAACAGUGUUUACUUCAACUACUUUCAUUUAUCUUUCAGGGAGAGGCAUUUCCUAUGCAAUAUUACGAAUGACACUUACACGGGCUCUUUAUAAUGGGUACAUUGGUGAAUAAGAUGCAAGUUUAAAAUCCAAUAUGAACACACAUAACAUACAGUUUAAAUCGUUUUCAAAAGUGUAUCAUACUAACAAUCAGCAGUGGUUUCCAGCAAUAUGAAAAAAAAUGUAUAUUAUAUCAUGAACAUUUGAAUAUUUUCCUAUCAAAGGAAUGAAAGGACAAAGGGUUAUUGUAGUUUAAAGCUAAACUAAUGAAGUAUAAUAGUAUAUUGUGUGAGAAUGGCUUAUAUAUAUUGUAUAUAAGAGCUUUAUAUUGUUUUGCAUAUUUUAUACAAGAAAACAAACGAAAUCUCUUUGACAUAUUUAAUGUGAUUAAGAGUAUCGCGAGCCUAUGAACUCGAACGCUUAUAUUAAACCAGAACGUGAUAUCAAAAACUCUACAAAUAGAGACUUAAAACAUUUUAUACUUUGUUAUGUUAUCAUUUAAUAGCAUCUUUUGUUCAUCUAAGAUUUUGUAUGAGUUUACAUUUGGCAGCAAUAAAAACAUGUAAUUAAACAUGUACAAAUAAAGAGAGAA
Lytechinus variegatus (green sea urchin) is the source of this 4430-nucleotide messenger RNA. RefSeq names its product proteoglycan 4-like. The transcript has 14 exons. NCBI's taxonomy places the organism in Eukaryota, Metazoa, Echinodermata, Echinoidea, Temnopleuroida, Toxopneustidae. The record is from RefSeq and is a predicted model, not a curated record. The coding region runs from base 187 to 2157 and encodes 656 amino acids.